AUGUCUGAUACUGAAGGAGUUCAAUAAGAAACUUAAUUAUACGUUUCUCCUAUCGCAAACCCCAUUGCCCCUGCCAAGCUUGAAAAGAAAAUUCUUAAGCUCACCAAGAAGUAAGUUAAAACAAAGAACAUCAAGAGAGGUGUUAAGGAAGUCGUUAAAGCCAUCAGAAAGGGAGCUACUGGUGUUUGCAUCAUGGCUGCUGAUAUCUCUCCCCCUGAUGUUUUGAGUCAUAUUCCCGUUAUCUGCGAAUCUAAGGACAUCCCUUACGCUUUCGUUAAGUCUAGAAUGGAAUUAGGUACUGCUGCUGAAACUAAAAAGCCUACUUCAGUUGUUCUUUUAACUGCCCCCGAAAAUGCUAAAACUUUAAAGAAAUACAACUCUAUCCACGAAAAGGUUAAAUCUAUCAACCCUUACUUCUGA
Tetrahymena thermophila SB210 is the source of this 420-nucleotide messenger RNA. Its product is annotated as ribosomal protein L7Ae containing protein. Gene Ontology annotation, molecular function: box H/ACA snoRNA binding. The record is from RefSeq and is a predicted model, not a curated record. Gene Ontology annotation, biological process: ribosome biogenesis; snRNA pseudouridine synthesis; rRNA pseudouridine synthesis. Gene Ontology annotation, cellular component: box H/ACA snoRNP complex; nucleolus. The transcript is spliced from 3 exons. Lineage: Eukaryota; Ciliophora; Oligohymenophorea; Hymenostomatida; Tetrahymenidae.